This is a messenger RNA of Batrachochytrium dendrobatidis JAM81, 861 nucleotides long. RefSeq lists its product as uncharacterized. Gene Ontology annotation, molecular function: glycine transmembrane transporter activity. NCBI's taxonomy places the organism in Eukaryota, Fungi, Chytridiomycota, Chytridiomycetes, Rhizophydiales. Gene Ontology annotation, biological process: glycine import into mitochondrion. The transcript has 5 exons. The record is from RefSeq and is a predicted model, not a curated record. Bases 1 to 861 code for a protein of 286 amino acids. Gene Ontology annotation, cellular component: mitochondrion; mitochondrial inner membrane.
AUGGCAUCAGUAAAUAGACAAAAGAAUCCAACUGUUCAUCUUGCAGCAGGUGGAGUGUCUGGUCUAGUUUCAUGCGUCUUGCUUCAACCACUUGAUUUAGUAUUUCGAUCUCUUGCAAACAUUACACUUUUUACUACUCUCAACGAUGUUGUAAAAAAAGAUGGUGUAAGCGGGUUAUGGCGAGGAACUCUACCCACCAUACUACGUAAUGUGCCAGGCAGCGCAUUGUAUUUCCUGUCUGUUCAUAGUUUACGCAGUACAAUGGAACGGUUGGGUGUGACAAAAAACACUUCAAAUCUGAUAGCUGGUGCUGCGUCUCGUGUUGUGAUUGGGUUUGCUGCAAUGCCUAUUACUGUAGUCAAGAUCAGAUACGAAAGUAAUUUAUACACAUACAAGAGUCUGUGGAAUUCAAUGUCAUCAAUAUGGAGGACGGAGGGUAUUCCAGGAUUUUUUCGAGGAUUUGGAGCUACUAUCCUUCGUGAUGCUCCUUAUGCGGGCAUCUAUGUCUUUUUUUAUGAAAACUUCAAGCUAAUACUGGGAGAUCUAAUCUCACUCGAAUAUAUGCUUGAUACUUUUCUACUUGUAGGAGCAAUCAAUUCUCCAGUAGCAAUUAAUCUAGGAGCGGGUAUGCUGAGUGGCUUCUCAGCAACUCUGCUCACUCAGCCGUUUGACAUGAUGAAAACACGCAUGCAACUCAAGCCUUUAGAGUAUCCUUCACUCCUUCAAAGCUUUGCAAAGAUCUCUGCAGCAGAAGGUAUGACUGGGUUUUUUAGUGGUAUUGUUCCUAGAUUGAUACGCAAAUCACUAGGAUCAGCUAUUUCUUGGACACUGUAUGAAGAAGUUGUAAGACAGUUGAGUUGA